Messenger RNA from Rana temporaria (common frog), 996 nucleotides. It is a transcript of the gene HSPB2, whose product is annotated as heat shock protein family B (small) member 2. NCBI's taxonomy places the organism in Eukaryota, Metazoa, Chordata, Amphibia, Anura, Ranidae. Gene Ontology annotation, molecular function: protein folding chaperone; structural constituent of eye lens. The coding region runs from base 84 to 608 and encodes 174 amino acids. The transcript is spliced from 2 exons. Gene Ontology annotation, biological process: response to heat; protein refolding. The record is from RefSeq and is a predicted model, not a curated record.
CAUGAAGCCACUGCAUCCCAUUGCUUUUGCAAGGAGCAAUCUAUAAAGACAAUCAACUCCUGAGCUCCGUAUCUUUUCAUCCAAUGGAGGAUAAAACUGUGCCCCAUGCCUAUCCUAUGAGUGUUGAGUAUGAGUUUGCUAAUCCAACAAGGAUAUUUGAUCAAAACUUUGGUGAAGGUAUAGCUUCAGAGGACCUACUCUGCCCAAUAUUAUAUCAUGGCUAUUAUGUUCGACCCAGAAGAAAUAAAACACAUGACGGAGGCUUCUCUGAGGUUAGCUGGAACCAGAACAAAUUCCAAGUCUUCCUCGAUGUUUGCCAUUUUCUUCCCGAUGAGAUCAAUGUCCGUACUAUUGACAACCUACUAGAGGUGACUGCCCAACACCCACAGAAGAUAGACAGACAUGGUUUUAUCACCAGGACAUUUAAUAGAACAUACAUUCUACCCCUGGAUGUGGACCCUCUACUAGUGAAAGCUAAGCUGUCUCAUGAUGGGAUCCUCAGCAUUGAAGCUCCCAAAAAAGGUGUAGAUCUGAAAGAAGUGGUGAAUACAGUGAAGAUAGAAGUUGAGAAACCACCUUUGGCAGAAGAGACAACAACUGAUAAAUAAACAGAUAGGAAGAGACACCUUUUAACCUGAAGUUAUUUAUUAACUGAAGCUAUGAGUAAUGUUUGACUUAACUGGGGCAACUUCUAAAAAAAAAUCUGGGCUUCCAACUGAUAUAAUUCAAUGACUCAUUGGCACUGGAACCUCUAUAUUUAAAUUACCGUAAUCGCUGUUAAGUGAGUGAGCGUAAAGGGUCCCAACACCGGCAGAAUUAUAGUUAAUUCACCACUUAACAAAUUUUCUUGUAAAGUCGUUUUCUAUUGUAAUAAUGUCUGACAUUACCUGUACCAAUAUUUGAGUGUUCAAAAGCCGUUUGCAUUGUAUUUGUCUAAAAGUAACUCUUCUUCCCUUAUAGGUCUUUUGCCUAUUUAUUAAAACCUAUUCCCAAAGU